Messenger RNA from Sordaria macrospora k-hell, 531 nucleotides. The record is from RefSeq and is a predicted model, not a curated record. NCBI's taxonomy places the organism in Eukaryota, Fungi, Ascomycota, Sordariomycetes, Sordariales, Sordariaceae.
AUGCCUGUGAACAACCGGGCCAUGGUGCCGCCAGAUCUGGCCCGUUUCGUCCGAUCCCGCUCUGCCACCAUCCAGCCCAUCGACCACAUCCAGGUACCCAAGCAUCCACAGCCAAUCGAGUCCUCUUUGACCUGCCCAGCGGUUGGACUAGAGGCUCCCGAUUUAGUCGUUACUACCAUCCUCAAGUCUCCAUUCCCCCCCAUUCCCCAUGCUCCCGAGCUAGCCCCUAGCUUCUUCCACUCGUUCCCCUGUGUCACUGUCCAAGAGCUAAGGCUUAGCAUGGCGGUCCCACUCGAGAGCUUCCGUGAGAAACCCAUGUCCAUGAUGGAGAUGGACGACGAGGCGGCUAUCGCUUGCCACCACUCCUCCUUGUACACGCCUUCUCCUGGUAGUACUGCCAUGGCCAUGGGGGCGGAGAGGCGCCAGGCCUGCUCUUCGACGACUACGACGCUGAUCCACACGACGAGGCAGAGCCUCUGCACCCUCAAGCCAUAUGCGACUGCAGACGCACCUGUUCCCCUUCUAGUAUAA